Anolis carolinensis (green anole) is the source of this 670-nucleotide messenger RNA. It is a transcript of the gene fau, whose product is annotated as FAU ubiquitin like and ribosomal protein S30 fusion. The record is from RefSeq and is a predicted model, not a curated record. The transcript has 5 exons. The coding region runs from base 221 to 622 and encodes 133 amino acids. Gene Ontology annotation, molecular function: structural constituent of ribosome; protein binding. Gene Ontology annotation, cellular component: ribosome; cytosolic small ribosomal subunit. Gene Ontology annotation, biological process: translation. Lineage: Eukaryota; Metazoa; Chordata; Lepidosauria; Squamata; Anolidae.
UUUGUAAACAAGACAAGGCGGGGAUGAGGGCCAUGGAUCAGGGCCCCGGAUCAAUUUGUGAGGGGAAAUCGUAGCGAGGAGGACGCGAGGGAACAAGGCCUUCAAACUACAGGAAAGGAAGGAGAUUCCGCCUGAACAUUAGGAAGAACUUCCCCACUGUGAGAGAGAGAGAGAGCUGUUCAGCGGUGGAACUCCCUGCCUCGGGGUCUCUUUUGCCGCCAUGCAGCUCUUUGUUCGCGCUCAGAGUCUCCAUGCCCUCGAGGUCUCGGGGCAGGAAACCGUUGCACAGAUUAAGGCCCAGAUCCAGUCCUUGUCGGGCCUUGUCGCGGAGGAGCAGGUGCUUCUCUUGGGAGGGGCCCCCUUGGAGGACGAUGCCGUGAUUGGACAGUGCGGGGUGGCCCCCCACGGCACCCUGGAGGUGGCCGCGCGCAUGCUGGGCGGGAAGGUCCAUGGCUCUUUGGCCCGUGCUGGGAAGGUGAGGGGCCAGACCCCGAAGGUGGCGAAGCAGGAGAAGAAGAAGAAGAAGACGGGGCGGGCCAAGCGGCGCAUGCAGUACAACCGGCGCUUCGUCAACGUGGUGCCCGGCUUCGGCAAGAAGAAGGGGCCCAACGCCAACUCCUAGGCUCCGUGACAACUGUCUGAUCAAUAAAUAAAUACAUCGUAAUCAUCA